AGUAGACGCUGACUCGUAUCUCCGCCCGCUGACUCGCUCCUGCUUGUUCAGACGAUACCUUCACCUAGGCAUCUCACGUAGCUUCUGUCACUGUCGGUUUACUUCAACAUUACCUUGAUCAAGCGAAAUACCUGCAGGUUUUCACCCACAUUCAACAUUGACAACGACGACAUCUGCGCGCGCAACCUUACAUUCUCUGCUCUCCUCACGAACCAUCAAAAUGCCCAUCAAAACCUGGCUUACAGAGACCCUGGGUAUCCGAAUACCUCUCGUUCAAGGCGGUAUGAUGUGGGUUGGCAAAGCUGAACUCAUCUCUGCCGUCGCGAACUCCGGCUGCCUAGGGUUCCUCACUGCUCUCACCCAACCAUCUCCGGAAGCACUACGCCAAGAAAUUCGCAGAUGUAAAUCAAUGCUCAAACCCUCAGCCGUGCAGUUUGGCGUAAACAUCACGCUACUGCCAGCAAUCGUGAAACCGGACUACAUGGCGUACGCGCGAGUUGCGGUUGAAGAGGGUAUCCGCGUGAUUGAAACGGCCGGGGACCCGUCGCCGAUCCUAAAAUUCUUGAAAGAGAAUGGUGUCGUUGUGAUUCACAAGUGCGUGGCGUUGAAGCACGCUCUACGUGCGGAGAAGCUUGGUGUGGACGCCAUUUCCAUUGAUGGUAUCGAAUGCGCCGGACAUGGUGGGGAAUACGACACAACUUCAUUGAUGCUUCUUAGCCUUUGCGCGGAACAGUUGAAGAUUCCGUAUCUUGCAAGCGGAGGAUUUGCCAACGGAAGACAGGUUGCUGCAGCGUUAGCCCUUGGUGCGGCAGGUAUCAAUAUGGGCACUCGAUGGAUGUGUACAGCCGAAUCGCCUAUCCAUCAGAACGUCAAGGAAACCAUCGUCAAGGCCACAGAGCAUGACACAGUGCUUUGCCUUAGGAAGUUCAGGAACACGAGUCGAUUGCACAAGAACAAGGUCUCAUUGGAAGUGCACGAGAUCGAGAAUACCAAGCAGGGCGUCGAGUUCAAAGACGUUGCACAUCUAAUGAGCGGCAAGAGAGGAGUAGGCGUGUAUGAAACUGGCGAUGUCGAUGCUGGAGUCUGGAGUCUGGGAAUGUGUGCUGGUCUGAUCCAUGACAUCCCCACGUGCGAGGAUCUGGCGAAGAGAUUAGAAAGGGAAGCGAUGGACACACUCAGCAAGACGCACGGACUUGUGGUAGCCGAAGCGAAGUUGUGAUGAAGGUGCCUCGUCUGCUUAACACGAAUAUAUCACAUGAGGUCAAUCUCGGUCCUGGACAUCGCUCU
Messenger RNA from Paraphaeosphaeria sporulosa, 1287 nucleotides. RefSeq names its product inosine monophosphate dehydrogenase. The coding region runs from base 221 to 1219 and encodes 332 amino acids. The transcript has a single exon. Lineage: Eukaryota; Fungi; Ascomycota; Dothideomycetes; Pleosporales; Didymosphaeriaceae. Gene Ontology annotation, molecular function: nitronate monooxygenase activity. The record is from RefSeq and is a predicted model, not a curated record.